Molecule: messenger RNA, 7379 nt
Organism: Apis cerana (Asiatic honeybee)
Lineage: Eukaryota; Metazoa; Arthropoda; Insecta; Hymenoptera; Apidae
Gene: Ptpmeg2
Product: Protein tyrosine phosphatase Meg2
Biological process (GO): protein dephosphorylation
Molecular function (GO): protein tyrosine phosphatase activity
Source: RefSeq, a predicted model, not a curated record
ACUUGUUGCAUCUACCAGACACGAUAACUUGUUGCUUAUUGGCAAAGGCUCGACAGCGAUUUCUCCGGUGAAAUCGACGUGAUAUCUGUGUUAAGAUAAUUAUCUUUUCAACAUUUUCCGAUUUCUUUAAAUUAAAUCGCAAUUCGAUAAUUUAAAUUAGAUCGCUAUUGAAUAAUUAAGAAAUUUCGAAUUAACGAUUAUUCUAAUAGCUAAAUUAUCAAUCCAUUAAUCCUCGUAAUCUGCAUAACAGACGAACCAUUCUUUUUGAUAAUAAAAAAGACUUUGUUGAUCGAGUAUAUUAUUUCGCUUUAUUGCUAUCAAAGUUCGAUAAAGCAUUACAGUCUUCCUGGAGAAAGAUAAUGAAUUCUACUAUGCUAUAUAAUUUUACGAAAGAAUUUCAAAAGUAUUGGCAUAAACUUUGCUACAACUCUUUGAAAGCAUAUUAAUAUAUACGUGCCUGGUAUUUGAGCGCGCGCAUUGAAACACGUACCAAUACGUGUUCAGAUUAUAAUAUACUAACAACGAUUCUGCUUCCGUUCCAAAACACACCUGGCUUGUUUCCGGCGUUGAAUUUGCACGAAAUCCUAUAAGACUCGAAGAGGCUUUUGACGUUGAGCUAUACUCGGCCCUAAUGAUAGCAUAUCCGGCGUGAGAAGGAUAGACUUACCGAUAAAGUAUGGUACAAAUCUAUAGUUAAUGUAUAGUGUGGUACAGUGUCGCCUACACAUUCACGCUUUCAAGAUGGCGCUCAACUUGUGGAGAGAAAGACGAUCGAGCGUCUGAACGGUUCAGAGCGGGUUUGCUAUAGCUACGUCAAGCGUCGGACAAUGAACAAGUACCGGACCGAUCCAUUUAUUUUUAUCCUUGUUUUGACCAGUCAAUUAUAAAAAUAGUGUUGUGCGUUUAGUGCAAAAACAAAAUGUGUAGCCAUACACAGGGGAUUGUUAGGCUAAAAUCGAAAAUAAGUACGUGCUAGUGCUCAUUCCUCAGUUAUGUCAAUGUGUUAAGUCAAAAUGGCAGCCACGUUAACUGUCGAGCAGGAACAGGCCACGAAAGAAUUUAUAGAAGCAGUUAAUAAAUGUCGAGCUGGAAGGAGAGCUGGUCCAGUAUCAUGGAGUACAGCUGUGAAAUUUUUGACGGCAAGGAAAUUUGAAGUCGCGAGAGCACUAGCGCUAUAUGAACAGCAUGAAGCCACCAGAAGAAGAGAGGGUCUUGCACUUUUACAUCCUACUCAGGAACCUUUGCUCACUGAAUUACGCACAGGAAAAUUUACAGUUUUACCUUCACGGGAUGCUACAGGGGCAGCCAUAGCUAUUUUUACAGCACAUUUACACCUUCCACAAAAUACCACUCAUCAAACAACGUUACAAGGCGUUGUAUAUCAAUUAGAUGCAGCUCUAGAAAGUGUAGAAACUCAAAAACACGGUCUGGUUUUUAUUUAUGACAUGUCGGAUAGCAAAUAUCAGAAUUUCGAUUAUGAUCUAUCCCAAAAGAUUCUCACCCUUCUAAAGGGUGGUUAUCCAGCUAAAUUAAAAAAAGUGUUAAUAGUGACGGCACCGUUGUGGUUCAAAGCUCCCUUCAAGAUCCUUCGAUUAUUUGUACGCGAAAAAUUAAGGGAUAGAGUAUUCACCGUAUCUAUUCCCCAAUUAACAUUACAUAUCCCACGGGAAUCAUUACCGCAUCGUUUGGGCGGCACAUUGGAGAUACAGCAUGAAGCAUGGCUUCUUCAUUGUCUUAAAUCCAUGACAAACAGGGGCGGGGGUGAACUUUGCGAGGUUACCCCCAGAGUGGGUACUCCUCUUUCACCCACAUCGAAGAACCAAACAGUUCAUCAGAAUCCGAAUGGAACUACAGUCAGUAGCUCAACUAGUCCUAUAAUUGAUAAGAACAAAGUGAAAAAUGGUAUCUCGAAUAUUGGAGAUAUCGAGAUCACGAAUGGUGAUGUCUGGAUGGGAACCGAUGAGGCACCGUCUCCAGUUCAGCCUCCGUCCUCAGCUAGUUCAGGUUUUAGCGACGACGAUAGCCUCCACGGAGAUCUUGGUCUUCAAGCCGUCACUAUGGAACAACUCAUCGAAGAGAUACAUUCGAGAGGACGCGCAGGGCUCAUAGCGGAAUAUGCGGAAAUUAGGCAAAGACCGCCCGAAGGUUCCUUCAAUAAUGCCAAAUUAAGAUCAAAUCAGUCGAAAAAUCGAUAUACAGAUGUACUUUGCUACGAUCACAGUAGAGUGUGCCUAUCGCAAAUAGACGGAGACGCUACAUCGGAUUAUAUAAAUGCUAAUUUUGUUGACGGUUACAAACAGAAAAAUGCGUUUAUUAGUACCCAAGGUCCGCUGCCGAAAACUUGCGGUGAUUUUUGGAGAAUGGUUUGGGAACAACAAACGCUGGUUGUUGUUAUGACCACAAGAGUGGUGGAAAGGGGACGUACGAAAUGUGCACAAUAUUGGGGUCCUGAACCGGGUGACGAAGUACAAGCAGGUGGUUUUACGGUAACUACCCUCGAAGUUGAUACAAAUCCAGAUUAUACGAUAUCGAUGCUUCUUCUUACAAACAAAAAGACUGACGAGGCAAGAGAAGUUUGCCAUAUGCUAUACACGGCAUGGCCGGAUUAUGGAGUUCCACAAUCGGCUAGAGCUUUAUUACAAUUUUUAGCCUUAGUAAGACAACAACAAACCAAGUUACUUGCUAGUAGAGGAGAUACAUGGGCCGGACAUCCGCGAGGACCUCCUAUAGUUGUUCAUUGCAGUGCCGGAAUAGGAAGAACAGGAACAUUUUGCACAUUAGAUAUUUGCAUAUCGCGAUUAGAGGAUACCGGAACUGUAGACAUCCGUGGGACUGUUGAAAAAAUUCGAGCACAGAGGGCCUACAGUAUUCAAAUGCCAGACCAAUAUGUAUUCUGCCAUCGUGCUCUAGCAGAGUAUGCGCUUUCCAGGGGAAUGCUUAGUUCACAACAUCUUGCUAUGUUACCUCCAACCAUAGAAGAAGAUUCUGAUUAGAUCUCUAUUAUCAUGUACCAGAUUGAUGUUCUUCCCGAGUAUACAUAACAAUCUCUUACAUAGCCUAUUUCUAGCUUAAAUAACUAAAGGUUAUUUUUUGCUAUCAUCUCCAUCGAUGUAAUAAUUCAAAUUUCUAUUCUUAUGUUAGGCUAUAUGUUUAGAGGAUAUCUAAAGAAAGACUAGUUUUUUCAAGGCUAAAUGUAAGAACAGAAAUUUUUUAUUUCUGUUUCUUGGUAUUUUGCUCUGUGAAUAAACGAUUCAAUGGUAAGAAUAAUGACAGUGCAGAAGCUGGCUAUAGAAAUGGCUAUCCGAGUAAAAGUAUAAAACAAAGUAUAAUCGGAUGGGCUGAUUCUAUUUUAACCCUCUCAUAUGUAAAUUUUAUUGUACAUUUAAAAAGAUAACUUAUUUAAAAUGUGUGAAGUGUGAAACGCCUUACUUUAUAAACAUUCCAUUUGAAAACAAUUAUUACGUCAAUUAAAUUAAUAUAUAAUGUAUACAAGUAUGAAUUAUACUUAUAUAUAUAUAUAUAUAUAUAUAUAUAUAUAUUUCAUAGAUUUAAAAAAUUUUCUUUAUAUUCCGUAUGUUAUACAUACUGCAUAAAAUAUGACGUUAAGAUAAAGAAAAUUUUAAUUAUUACAGGCAUUAUUUAUUAAUGUACUAUUGUACAGAUCGAUAAGUUUAAUAGUUAAAUAAUUAAUAAUAUCUUUUCUUUUAUAUCAAUUUUAAUCAAUGAUUAAUUUAUUGUUAUUUAUGCUAUUCAUGCAAUAUAUAUUUUAUAUAUAACUAUGUAAUCGUGAUUAAUUUGCAUUCUUUUUUUAUAAUAAUCAGCUUUGCAUUCUGAUCAUCAUUUAUGAUUUCUUGAAACUGUUAAUGAAAUAAUUUUCUUUUAUAUUGAAUAUUUAUGACGAGAAAAUUAGUUGAACUUUGUUUUUUCUAUAAUGAGUCUUUCAACCUAAAAUUUAAAUUAUCAAGUACAAAGGAUGUAAGGACAUGUUGUUAUAGAAUCUUUAUAUGAGAGGGUUAAAUUAGUAACUGAUUUAUUGAAAAUAUAAUGAAUUUAAAAGAAAGAAAAAAAAAAAAAAGAUACAAAGAAGUAUGAAUGUUACGGAAAAUUACAAACUAUGGGAAAUAUAAUUUAAGCGGCCAAUUAGUCAUUGAUACGUAAGAUUUAAAAAAAUAUAUUACAACAUGUUACGACAGCUUUCGCCAUACAUGAACUAUAAGUAAUCGACGAUUGUAUUAAUAGGCACUUUUUGGGUAACCAAAGAUUAUCUUCUACACCGUCUUGAAACAUUACAAUUGAAUCACGAAUAUGAAUAUAUGUAGUUGGCUGAUAUUGAAAAAUUCCCUUACAGGGAUUGCUAAUCAGGGAUCAUCGCAUAGAUUAAAAAUAUGCCCAAUUCUAUUAAAACAUUAAAAAAUAAAAUUAUUAGUAAAAUCGUACUAAGUUAAAGUUUCAAAGGAGGCGAAUAUGAACAACUAGUUUACCUCGAGAAUCAAACGUGCUUCGUCUUAGCAACGAUAGGAUUUUUUAAAAACCUUAGUGCAAAGAUAUCAAGUAAAUUCAAAACGUGCUCUUCCACGAAAGCCUUCGUGUAUCUGAUACGAGAAAAGGAAGAAUAAUGUGAUUUUAUAAUUUAAACUUUAGAAUAUUAAGGAUCUUUUUAAAUCUUUAAACGCUUACGUUUAUAUCGUCGAGAUACGACCAGAUGUAUAUUUUUGAUUUCACGUAAUACCACAUUAGUCGAUGAAUCAGUAAGUUCACACGGUACAUUCGAAAAUUAUUUCAACUUCUCGGCAGCUUUUUCAAAAAUCUAAUCUCAUUGAUUAUGAAAAAGACGAACAUUUAAGAUGAAGAUACAUGAAGAGAAUAUGUGAAUGUUGAUAUAAUUUAAGAACGUAUCUAAGAACGCUGUUGUAGAUGCAAACGCUUUUUAAUACGAAUUUUUAAUAUUUACUUGUUAAAAGCGACGCUGAGAAAUUUUUUAAUUACGCGUUAAAAUAUAAAAACGAAGCGUGCUUGCACAAAAGUGAUAAUAGAAAUUCUGUUUAAAAUAGUGUUUGCAUAGAUGUUUUAUCUCAGAAUUUCUUAUAAUGCAAUUUAAGUAUCCUGAAUAUCGAUGUCUAUCGAUGUCCGAUUUAUAGCUACUCUGUCUAACCGUCUAUUUGUUGAAUGUAUAUUAAAUAGUUGCAAGGAAAUCAUGUAAUAUUAAAUUAUUGUUACAAAUGACAAUGAUAUAUUAUAGUGAAUUUUUCUUGCGUCUUAAAUUUAAUAUGUAUAAUAUGGAUUUUAACGGAGACAUCGUAAAUUUGUUAUAUGAUAUGUGAUAGCCGUUGAAAUUUUUCCGAUACGAUUUCUAAUUUUUGUUCACAAGAACGCUGCCAUGUUAGCGUAAAUUCGUUUGAUUACGAUCUUUCGUUUAUUUAAACUUCAUUAAUCUAGAUUUACCGUUCGACAUAUUUUCUAAUUUAUUCAAUUCAAUUUUGCCAUAAUGCACUAGAUCACGCCAAUGGAGCGAGAAUCUUUUUUGUCGAGAAUCUUUUGCCCAGGAUCCCCACCCCCCCAAUGCGUGUAUUUUAUGUACAGUCUGUAUAUUAUGCGCAAAAUUUAGCGGAUCAAAGUCUCGAAUAGAUCAAGGACUUCGAGGAUUCGAAGUCUCAGAUCUGUCGAUAGUGAAUCGUUUGUUAGAAAUAUCUUCGAAUUUUAUAUAACGAAAAGCGCUGUUGUACUAGAUGCUUAGUCAGAUUUAAAUAAGUUCGAAUUUUAAUCUAUACACGUUCCUCCUACUCUUGGGUUACCUUACAAAGGGCAUGUUGUCGGUACAAUCAUGUUUUAUUAUUAUUAUUAUUAUGAGAUGUAAUAUUAUUAUUAUUAUUAUUAUUAUUAUUAUUACUAUUAUUACUAAACCACUUUAUUAUAUUAUAUAUUAUAUUAUAUUUCUCUAACGUUUGUAAUUAGUUCACAAUGCCCUUUUAUAUUAUCAAUCAAUAUUUAUUAAAAAAUAUUAUCCUUAAAAUAUUCAUACGAUGUACAUAUACGCACAUACACUAUCACAAAGUCUUAAGGUUCACUUAAACCUCCAUGUUCUCAGGGUUUCACUUUCUAAGAACCUGCUAGUUAAAAAUGUAAAGAAAGGAGGAAAAGAGAGUUGCGACGUAAUAUCAGUUGUGACGAAUCGUUAAUUUAAGAAAGGCAGGACAUUUUUAAUUGCACCUUUACCUUUCUUCGAGAUAAAGAUGAAUAUCAGGAGCAUACUUGCAAAGUAUUAUAUCUAUUAUACGAAUAUACACUGUACAUUUUUUACACAAAGUGUACAUUUUUUUUCUUUUGUUUGUUUCGUUUAAAUUUUCUCUCCUUUUUUUUUUUUUUUUUUUUUUUACUCCUUUUUCACUUAUCGAUAUAAACGAGUGCAGUCUGCGAAUACGGAGGUUUUAUACGGAGUUUUGAUAUUUUUUCUUUCUUUUUUUCUUUUUUUUUUUUUUUUUUCGACGCGAAAGAAAAUUUUUUUGAUUCUUUGUUUUCAUCAUUUCUCUCUCGCUCUCUUUCUUUCUAAUUAAUUAAGUGUGGAUGUAACGUGUGAUUUUAUAGUAAUUUGUGUGUGACUAUUUCAUAAUAUCCUCAGACGUGUAUCGGCAAAUGGAGAUAAAUGUGCAAACGAAACAGAUAGAAAUGAUCAGAGCAGGUACCAAAGUUUUUGUAAGACACUCGUACGAGUGAUAUAAUACUCUAAAUCCCUUAGAAUAAUUUUUCUUGCGUAUCAUUGAAAACUAAGGGUACAUAUAUGUAGAUUAAACUAACCGAUUCAACAGUAUUACAAUUCUAAUAAUAUUAUAUUCUAAACAUGAUCCUUUUUGUGCGAUCAGUAUUCUCUCUGCUCUUCGUUCGAUUACUCUCAUUCCUGUAAAAUUUAAGCCGUUUCGACGAUGUUGUUGAUAAUUUAUCUUAGUCUUAUAAUUUGUCUUUUUAAGUUAACACUUAAGAAAUUCCAUUGACGAUACACAUCUUUUCGAAAUACUGAUUAUUAUAUUAUUAUUUAUUGAUAAUCGAUUAAAUAUUCAAUUAAAUAUUCACUCAGUUUUUAUACGAUAAAAGAAAGAAAAAAAAAAAAGAUAGAACAUGAAAUGGGCGAAAAAUUGUAGCAAAGAAGCGAUAUAAAAGAAAAAGAAAAAAAAAAAAAAGAUUAUUUUGUGAGUAAAUUAAAUAUGAUCUUUGCUGUUUAUUCGAUUAUUUCAACCAUAAAAACGUACUAGGAUAUUACGAAUAACAGAGAUUUAAAUUAAAAAGUGAGAAAGAAAAAUUGUAAAUACGAAUAACGUGACUUUAAAAUAACUAUCGCACAUAAAUGUAUCUAAUAAUUAUUUAAUAUAUUGCAGAUAUAAAUGGUA